AAUGAACAAAAAUCUGGAAAGGUCAAUCUGAGAAAAGGACAAACAAGUGAAAAACUCUGGAUCCAAAUAGAAAAUUUGACAGAACAUAUCAAAAUCACCAAGUUGUUGAAACAAGAUAAAGAAGAUAACAAAACAAUUGCAUUGGUCUGCAAAAAAUUCCAAUGGGCUUUGGAUGUUGAUGCAGAUUGGAAUAAUAAAAUGUGUAAACUUUCAUCGUUUUGUUCUAAAAAAAUCCACGAUGAAAAAUUACCUCUCAAAUGUAGUAAAGACGAUAUUGUUAACAUAAAUGAUGAUAACAAAUCAUUAUCAAGUACAUUAAAUGAUCAAGAUAUCAAUAAUGAUCCUAAAAAUUGGUCAAUAUGGAGAAAACGUAUUAUACUUUUAGUGGUUUCUUUUGCUGCAAUGACUUCUCCAAUAUCUAGUUCUAUAUUGUACCCUACAUUAUUAAAAUUACGUACAGAAUUUAAUGCGUCUGAUAUAGAGGUUAACACAUUAGUUUCAGUUUACGUGUAUAUUAUGGGAAUUGCG
Molecule: messenger RNA, 528 nt
Organism: Entrophospora candida
Lineage: Eukaryota; Fungi; Glomeromycota; Glomeromycetes; Entrophosporales; Entrophosporaceae
Source: the annotation of a GenBank genome assembly